CGCGGUGGAUUUCGUUGAAAGGGAAACACGGGGACGCAAAGAUUUAAAGGAGUAGAGAGAGAACUCUAGCUUGUUCUGGGGUAGAUUAGUUGGACAGGCAUUAAACAAAUACUUACUCUUUCGUCGGCGGUCUGUGGUGGAGGGUGGCAUUCGCGAAUAAAACGAGGGAAUAGGGGGGGAUCGGGGAGGCUAGCAUUGUCGGGUCAAAAUGUCUAUUCAGUUCGAGGAGCCGCUGGCGGGUAGCUACGGGGUAGUGGACUCGUUCCCAAAAGAUUUUGGCUAUGGGGUGGAAGAGGGGGACAUCGAGGAUAGCCCGGCACCCUCAGACAGCAAGCCAAGGAUACUGCUAAUGGGAUUACGACGGAGUGGCAAGUCUUCUAUUCAGAAGGUGGUGUUCCACAAGAUGUCGCCCAACGAGACUCUUUUCUUGGAGAGCACCAACAAGAUCUACAAGGACGACAUCUCCAACAGCUCCUUCGUCAACUUCCAGAUCUGGGACUUCCCUGGCCAGGUCGACUUCUUCGACCCCACCUUUGACUACGAGAUGAUUUUCAGGGGUACGGGGGCUUUGAUAUUUGUCAUUGACGCACAGGACGAUUACGUGGAGGCGCUCGGGAGGCUGCACCUCACGGUGUCGCGGGCCUACAGGGUGAACCCCGAGAUCAACUUCGAGGUCUUCAUCCACAAGGUGGACGGUCUCUCCGACGACCACAAGAUAGAGACCCAGAGAGACAUCCACCAGAGAGCCAACGACGACCUGGCAGACGCCAGCCUCGACAAGCUCCACCUUAGCUUCUACUUGACGAGUAUCUACGAUCACUCCAUCUUCGAGGCCUUCAGUAAAGUGGUGCAGAAACUCAUCCCACAGCUGCCCACUCUGGAGAACCUGCUCAACAUCUUUAUAUCUAAUUCAGGGAUAGAGAAGGCCUUCCUGUUCGACGUGGUCAGCAAGAUCUACAUCGCCACCGACAGCUCCCCCGUGGACAUGCAGUCGUACGAGCUGUGCUGCGACAUGAUCGACGUGGUCAUCGACGUGUCCUGCAUCUACGGGCUGAAGGAAGACGGCAGCGGCAGCGCCUACGAUAAGGAGUCCAUGGCCAUCAUCAAACUGAACAACACCACUGUCCUGUACCUGAAGGAGGUCACCAAGUUCCUGGCGCUGGUCUGCAUUCUCAGAGAAGAGAGCUUUGAGCGGAAAGGUUUAAUAGACUACAAUUUCCACUGUUUCCGCAAGGCCAUCCACGAGGUGUUUGAGGUGGGCGUGUCCACGCAGCGGUUGGGCACCCUGCAGCCCAGCACGCCCAGCCUGAAGGCGGUCACGCACAACGGCACCCCCCGGAGCACCGUGUAGAGGCCUCCACGAGCGAGCGAGAGAGAGAGAGAGAGAGAGAGGGGGAGAGACGGACAGACAAACGGACAGAGACAGAAGGACGCGGGCACCUUCGUGCCAUCGUGCUGACUUAACUCCUCGGCCUCACAGCCUUGGGCUGCAGAGAAAAGCUGCAAGCUACAAAAAAAAAAGAAGGAAAAAAAGAAAAAAAAAGGAAAAAGAAAAAAAAAAAAGGAAACUGGGGGAAAAAAAAUUGUAUCACAGACCAUGUUGUGGCCUGAAACUGAUGUACAGAUGUGUUGGAAGGAGGGGGGGUUUGGAGUGAGCUUCGAACGGAAGGGAAACGGUGGCGGGGAGCGGGAGGAAGUGGCGGGAUUCGGAGACUGCGAAACUGGCGCGAGGCACAGACACACCACUAAAAGGGGGGCAGGGGAAGAGAAACCCAAAGUACAGCAACCCCCCCCACCCACCCCCAGCCCAAUGCCUGAUAGAGCUCAGCGGUCAAUGGGCUGUUCACCUUAGAAACGUGCGACUGAUUUACUCCUCAUUGAAGAUGGGGGGGGGGGGGGACGCACACACACACACUGUGUCUAAUGGGGAUAUGUAAAGUGUGUGACCUCCUGCACACUGGAUCUCAUGCACCUCUAGGAAAUGUAGUAGUAUCCUGCCUAAUGCCAGCUGUCACUCAAACUCACGUAUACACGCACACCUGCCUUUUAAAAAUGUAUACCCCACCCCUCCACCCAAAAAAAAAAAAAACAAACAAAAAAUAACGGAAAUCUCUCUGCUUCUUACCUAUUUACCUGUGUCAGGAAAGGGGGGGGGGUCAGUAGAGUGCUGAAGGUUGGAUAAUCGAACGUUAACUUUUUUGAUCAAUGUGUUGACCUUUCACCUCCCCACCCCCAAUUAAUGUGUGAUGUCAUUUUGGCCAAAUGAGGAGCUGUGACGAACGACAGCGUUUAAUCACCGGUAAAUCAUUAGGGUUAGGGUACAGCCAAUCAGAGAUGAUCAAAAACUCAUUCCAUGCAUGUGUGUGUGUGAAUAAGGUUUCUUAUAGUUGUUUUGGAGUAACACGGCCCAGUGCACGUAAUUCUAUUGGGGGGGGGGGUGGGUGGGUGGUGAGUGAGCAUAAUGGAGUAAAAAAGCGAGAAACACAGACGCCCAAACACUGCUGCCGUAGCCACCAUGAGCUUUUAAAGUUUCAGUCGCCUGCGUAGUUUCCCGGAGCAUUCUAGAACGUUCACUGUGUCUCCUGCAUCUCCGGCGAAAGCAAGACUCUUUUGUUCACGCGUGACUCGGUUCUGCCGAAGGAUUUUCCCUGCAGGGGAAAACAAACAAAUAAUAAUAAAUGGAAGAAAAAAAAAAGAAAAACACUUGCACAUCUACUAAACAAUAUCUCAGAAAAAAAACCUGCUUUAUUCAUCGUGGACAGAACUUUUUAUGGGACAGUGAUGCCGUAUGCUUGUGAGCUUGUAAAAGUUACGAAUGGAAUGUCUCAGUAUAUUUGGGUCCAAAUAAUAUAAUUAUAUAUUUUUUUGUGUGUGUAUGCGCGUCUGUGUGUGCUGUGUGUUGGUUUUAAUUGCUGAAUAAUAAGAAUUUCUCUCUUGGUUUACCCUGUGAUUAAAAUCGGAAAUUUGCAGGCGUAAUCACAUGAAGUUGAACCACUGGA
Anguilla anguilla (European eel) is the source of this 2999-nucleotide messenger RNA. It is a transcript of the gene rragca, whose product is annotated as Ras-related GTP binding Ca. Gene Ontology annotation, biological process: cellular response to starvation; regulation of autophagy; cellular response to amino acid stimulus. Gene Ontology annotation, cellular component: lysosome; Gtr1-Gtr2 GTPase complex; nucleus. The record is from RefSeq and is a predicted model, not a curated record. NCBI's taxonomy places the organism in Eukaryota, Metazoa, Chordata, Actinopteri, Anguilliformes, Anguillidae. The transcript has 7 exons. Gene Ontology annotation, molecular function: GTPase activity; GTP binding. Bases 209 to 1351 code for a protein of 380 amino acids.